Molecule: messenger RNA, 1502 nt
Organism: Zeugodacus cucurbitae (melon fly)
Lineage: Eukaryota; Metazoa; Arthropoda; Insecta; Diptera; Tephritidae
Product: neuronal acetylcholine receptor subunit alpha-10
Exons: 5
Coding region: 79-1359 (426 amino acids)
Biological process (GO): signal transduction; regulation of membrane potential; chemical synaptic transmission
Cellular component (GO): synapse; neuron projection; membrane
Molecular function (GO): transmembrane signaling receptor activity; extracellular ligand-gated monoatomic ion channel activity; neurotransmitter receptor activity
Source: RefSeq, a predicted model, not a curated record
CUGAUCUGGAUGAUCAGUUGAUUGUGAAGUGCAGACGAGUGAGUGACUUUCGACAUUGAGGCGUCUAAGCGCGAUACAAUGAAUUGUCUAAGAUUUACAUCGUGGUCUGCGUUAAACUUCUUUUUCUUAUUUCUAUUUUCGGUUGUAAUCAUAACCGAAUCAAAAUUUUAUUCUGCAUCGGUGGCACGUCAGUCGCUCAUCACUGAUUUAUUCGUUAAUUACAAUGCAGGCAUUAAGCCCACAAUGGAAGGCAAACGCAUUGAUGUGCAUACCAACUUAGUGUUGCAGCAUUUCGAUUUUCGCGAAUCGGAUGGUUCAUUCCAUUUUGUGGGACUUCUGAAUGUGUACUGGCAAGAUCCCAAAUUAGGUUGGAAUCCCAACGACUACAAUAAUCUAACUCGCAUACCAGUACGUCAAAAACUGAUUUGGGUGCCUGACUUGGAGGUUUACAACAAUGCGCCCGAUAAGUUUCUACGAAUGCACCAUCACGGCGUCGUCAUAUUAGAACACACUGGCAUGGUACUGUGGAGCGAUAACGUUGAAGUGAAUGUUUUUUGCACCAUGCACAUGAGUAAUUGGCCGCAUGAUAAACACGAGUGUAAACUAAGUCUCGGCUCGUGGACUUAUCAUGGUUUCGAAUUAGACUUUAUGAACUAUACGAAUCCAAAUGGCACCAUGAGUUUUGAGGAGUUGGAUAUGGCGAGUAUGGAAUAUAAAGUAAUAGAUUUUGGUGUGGCACGUGUAGCGACUACCUACACUUGUUGUGCCGAACCAUAUAUAACGAUGGAGUAUAAUCUCACUUUUGAGCGACGUUCUGGAUUUGUCACUGUAUUUCGUGCGUUGGGUUCAACCGUUAUAAUACUGUCAAUGCUUACACUGUGUAUUGAGACUGGGCAUCGUUCGAAAAUAUGUCUUAAUGGUUUAAAUUUGAUUAUAAUAACAUUCGUUUUGCUAUAUUUUGCGCAAAAUGUGGGCAAAUUUGCACGUAUUACACCAUACAUUGCGAAAUUCUUCAGUUGCAGCUUCGUAUUGGUUACACUACAACAAUUACUUACCGUAUUUGCAAUAUUCGCCACACAUGCUUCCUAUCGCGGCAAACUGCAUCCUGCUAUCUCUAACUUGCUGCGUAACACAUUCGUCUCUUAUCUUACACCAAAGCAAAAAAUACGUCUCGCUCAUCCGGAAACUGGCGACGUGAAUGCACAAUUUGAAGAUGUGACUCUUCAGGAAUUUAGUAAUCUGAUAUCAGCCGAUGAGACACCCUAUGAAUGGAUGCAAUUAGCAAGCUUUUUGGAGAGUUUUACAAUAAUAAUAUUUAGUAUUAUAUAUAUAAUUUUAGCUAGCGUAUGUUUUGUUUAACCACAUUCACUUUUGGCAUUAUAUAACUAUAAAUCUAAACUAGAUAUUUAAUUAUAAGUAGAGGACAAACUGAUUCGGGUACAUUUUUUCACUUCCGGUUAUAAGAAACAUGUGAAUUCAAUAAAAUAAUUUCCGUAAAAAAA